Mya arenaria is the source of this 2234-nucleotide messenger RNA. RefSeq lists its product as uncharacterized. NCBI's taxonomy places the organism in Eukaryota, Metazoa, Mollusca, Bivalvia, Myida, Myidae. The transcript is spliced from 5 exons. The coding region runs from base 420 to 2225 and encodes 601 amino acids. The record is from RefSeq and is a predicted model, not a curated record.
GCUUUAGAAAAGGAUGUAACCCUAACCAAAUUUAUUUUUUUUGCCUUUGGUAACGUAAGAAUGUUUCAAGAAUGUUAGACGAAGAAGAAAGCUUUAACUUGAUUGAUUAAAUGUCAAAUUAUCAAUUUUAAAAGUAACAAGAUUAAUCUGUGGAAAUAGUUGUUAACUAAGAUCAAACCAAAUUUGAUGUAAAAUAAAAUCUCAAUGUUUUAUUAUUUGGUAAAUGAACAUUUUUCUUGUGAUUUAAGCUUCUGACGCAUCUCAAUAAAGUACACCUCACGUUGAGUGAAGAGUCGAAGAGAAAACUAAUCCAGGAUUUUGGCGAUAAGUCAGAAAAUUCUAUCAUCAGUGCCAUCGCAGAAGGACAUGAUGGAAAAUUAAAUGGUGACAACCUUGAUAUAAGAGUCAAUACUAAUGACAUGAGAAUGGAUGUUACCAGUAGGAACAAGGACUAUCAUUUUUUCGCUACAGACUUUACCCUUGACAGAGUAAACUUAGACCAUUUAAGUAAGGUUACUCCUAAUGUUGAGGCAGUACAAGCUCGAUGCUUUUUGCCGAAUGAUGAGGAACAACACUACUACAAAAAGAGCCUUAAAAUACUCCUUGGACGUGAGCUCCAGAAGCUUGAUGGUUUCAAAUGGAUGUCUAGUCUCAUCCCAGCACAUAUUCCACACCCACUAGAUGAAGAGAUGAAAAAAAAGUCUGACAUUUUCAUUCUUCCAGUGUCUCUGAACAAUGAGACGACAUAUUCAGAUUGCGUCAAGAUUAUGGAUGAAUGUUCUGGCUCAAUCAACAGAUGGUAUACGAAAGCUGGAAGAGUUGGAGAUUUAGACGAGUUGAAGGUACCAUUUGGGGGUGACCAGCUGACACGUGUCCGGCUGCAGGGGGCCAAGUCACUACGUGCAGGUGCCCAUACAGCAACUGAGCGUUUUGAUCAUCUGCACCCUAUCAUUGUGGAGCUCUUUCAUACUCUCCAAGACUUCUUAGAGAAAAUGGCGAAAAAGUUCCUGAACCUCCAGUGUGGACGCGACCAAGGUACAUUGGGUAACAUGAAAAUUCAGAUCCAGAGAUCCAAUGUCAAUGGAAAUGUGAAAAGUCGCUAUAAGGCACAUGAAGACUUUGUUGUAACGUGUGGGCUGAGUUACUUCCUGUCAUACAUAAUGCACCAUUUCAACAUGGCUACAAUCACGGACAGUCCCAAGCACAACAGCAUCACUGAAGGGCUAUCAAACUGGACAAAUGUGAACAAAAUGAAGGUCUUCAAUACAUUAAUGGAGGAGAUACUUACUGAUCUUUAUAUUCCAUUUGAUGUCCAGGGAAUGGAACAAGAUGACAGUCAUGAAGUUGAAGUCACUAUCCAGGAACAUGAAACACUGCAAUGCUAUCAGUAUACAGCAAAUGUUACAGAUGGGAAAAAUGUUAACAUUCCACUGAACAUAAAUGGCUGUGACUUAGUUGUUGUGACGAAUUUGGAAUCUUUGAAGAAAGGAUGUUCAUUGAAAGUAGUUAAUACAGAGAUAAAUGUUAUGUUGAAAAUGGUUGAAAAGAAUGAUGAUCUAUUGAAUUAUGUCAAGAAUUUUCUUCAAUGGUUUUUCAUCAUUGUACAAAUGAAAGAUGCAGUUCGUGAGGGUGAUGUUAAACGGAUCAGUAUUGUUCUUAAAAACAUGAUUCCAUUUUUUUACAGUCAUUCAAGGUUGUCCAAAUAUCUAACAGAAUGCAUAGAUUACAUCCUUAAGACAGAGCAUACAUUGUCUCCAUAUAUGUCACUCAAGGUACAAGCAGGAUCUGUUGUAAAUCCAAAAGGUAGGCCUGGUAAAAACAAGGCUGCAGAUAUUCAAAAGGAAAAUGAAGUCAAAUUAUUGAAAACACUUAUCCGUUCUCUUGGUGCAAACAAAACUGAGAAAUCGAUAGUUGCAAUUACUAAAGCAGCACCGGAAAUAUUUCGAAUAACGGAAAACUUUGAGAGUAUGAUCAAAUUAAAGGCUGUAAAAAGUUCUCACAAGGCUAAGUCAAUGGCGGAUGACAUACAGAUUCUGCUUGGGAAAAUAAAUCCGUUAGAUAUUUGGACACCUCACCAUGAUCGUCAGUUACAACAGAAAGUCCCAAGGUCACCAUUUGCUUUUGACAAAGCAGGCUUGAUAUAUAUAAUUGAGAUUACUGUCAAGCGACUGCUCCGAGAUUUGCCUGUCAAUAACGAUGAAGACGAGGAAAAUGAAGAUGAAUAAAAUAAUUGU